AUGCCGGACGCUGUCCCGAGGGCGGCGCCUUGGAUGCUGACGCCGGGCACAAACGUGCCGGCAGCUGUGCUAGCCGUGUGGGUCCCGUGCCCUUCUAUGUCCACCGGCGAGGCCGAGGAAUUGCCCCCCUGGAACGCCCGCACGCCUAUGAGUUUGUUGUUGCACCCCUUUGACUUCAACUUGUCGCACCGCCCCUUCCAGCUGGCACGCGGGGGAGGCAUGCCGGCAUCACCGAACGAGGGGUGGCCCGGGGUUAUCCCUGUGUCAAUGACCCCAACAAUGACUCCAUUGCCGAGCCCCGUCCGCGGCCAAGCUCCGGUGUUCUGGUUCAGCCCGAGGAAUCCUGGGGAACGGGUCGUCAGCGGCUGGUAUGCAAUGACUGGGAGGAUCGAGAUAAAGCCUUCAGUGUCCUUGAUGACUUCCACUUGCUCGGGUUCUUGCCGAGAAGCCACUGAUGGCGUGCUUGUACGAGUAGAUCAGCGAGUGUUUGUCUCCCGGGGGAAGAAACGACGUGUGGUAGCUCGUAAUCAUGUCCUCGGUUUUGGCAAUGCCGUUUCAUCGAGCGAUGAUGCGGCCGUGAGGAGGAGGAGAGAGAAGAGGGUUAUGGGUAUGAGUGUACUGUGGAAGAAAUUAAGGGGAGGAGCCAUGACGUACAGACUGACUUACAGAUUUGUGUGUGAAGAACCUUCAAGUUGUGAAGAACAGAAUUGGAUGGAAAGGCAAUAA
Messenger RNA from Striga asiatica, 726 nucleotides. The record is from the annotation of a GenBank genome assembly. Lineage: Eukaryota; Viridiplantae; Streptophyta; Magnoliopsida; Lamiales; Orobanchaceae.